AUGGCCAUUUACUGCAUCCACAGUGUUCUAUGCCCGCUUAGAGGUUCCCAACAUUCCCUGAGCACCAGAUUUACCCCACCACCAGGAGAAGUGCCCCUCAGUGUGACCACAGUGAAAGUGAGGAGGACCCUCCAGGGGAUCAACCCCGACCAAGCUGCUGGUCCUGACAACAUCCCUGGGUGGUUGCUGAGGGACUGUGCACACCAGCUCUCUGAGACUGCCACAAUCAUCCCCAUCCCCACAAGCUCCACAGUGACAAGCCUGAAUGACUAUCGGCCGGUAGCUCUCAACCUGAUCGCCUUGAAGUGCUUCGAGAGACUGGUCAUGACCCACGUUAAGGACUCCAUCACUGUGAACUCACAACAAUAUGCCUGCCACCCUGGUUCACAAACUCUCUGCACUUGGACUGAGGAGGUGGAACACUUGGAGAGUUGGUGCAGAGACAACAACCUCUGCAUCAAUGUGAAGAAGACCAAGGAGAUGAACAGCGGUGGAAGUGGUCUCCAGCUUCAGGUACCUGGGCUUCUUAUAAUGUGUGGAAAUCUUCUUGUAAUAAUCUCCAUCAUUUACUUCAAACAGCUCCACACUCCUACAAACUACCUCAUCCUCUCUCUGGCUGUGGCUGACCUGCUUGUUGGGGUUGUAGUUUUGCCUUUUAGCACAAUUCUGGUUGUAACUUCAUGUUGGUAUCUGAAAGAUUUACUCUACAGAUAUUACGCAGUGUGUCAGCCUCUGAGCUACAGAACUAAAAUGAAUGUCCGUGCUAUUGUUGUCAUGAUCCUGUUGAGCUGGACUGGUUCUGCACACUUUGGAAUUGGCAUCACAAUACAGGGAUUGAAUGAAGGGCAAUCAAUUAGGUGUGUUUUAUUUCAACAAACAAGAACAGCAAUUAUUGGAAUUUUUUUUGCUUUUUACCUCCCAGCUAUUAUAAUGUUCUCCAUCUAUGUAAAGAUUUUCACUGUGGCACAGAGACAGGCACGCAGCAUCCAGAACACAACCUGUAAGAGCAAAAAGUCUGGAGCAGCUGUCAGUAAGAGUGAGAGAAAGGCCACCAAGACUCUGGCUGUUGUUAUAGGAGUAUUCCUCAUCUGUUGGACUCCUUUUCACCUUUGUAUGACUUUUUACCAUUUCAGUAAUUACCCAAUACCAGUUCCUUUGAUUGAAACAUUGAAAUGGCUUGGAUGGUCAAACUCAAUGCUCAAUCCAUUGGUCUAUGGUUUCUUUUACCGCUGGUUUCGAUCAUCUUUCAGAAUGAUAAUUUCUGGGAAAAUAUUUCAAGAUGAUUUUACUAAUUCUAAGCUCUUUUGA
Molecule: messenger RNA, 1308 nt
Organism: Centropristis striata (black sea bass)
Lineage: Eukaryota; Metazoa; Chordata; Actinopteri; Perciformes; Serranidae
Product: trace amine-associated receptor 1-like
Exons: 6
Coding region: 1-1308 (435 amino acids)
Biological process (GO): G protein-coupled receptor signaling pathway
Cellular component (GO): membrane
Molecular function (GO): trace-amine receptor activity
Source: RefSeq, a predicted model, not a curated record